Molecule: messenger RNA, 5875 nt
Organism: Cygnus olor (mute swan)
Lineage: Eukaryota; Metazoa; Chordata; Aves; Anseriformes; Anatidae
Gene: SLC8A3
Product: solute carrier family 8 member A3
Exons: 5
Coding region: 2360-3262 (300 amino acids)
Biological process (GO): cell communication; calcium ion import across plasma membrane; sodium ion transmembrane transport
Cellular component (GO): axon; sarcolemma; postsynapse
Molecular function (GO): calcium:sodium antiporter activity
Source: RefSeq, a predicted model, not a curated record
AAUUGAAAACAAGCAAACAGAAUCAAGUCUGCAAACCCCAAAUCCAGAAAAUAUAACCCUCUUUCUCCUCCUUCCCCUCCCUCCUUUUCUCCUCCUCCUGUGGAUGGAUGGACUUUUGCUCUCUGCCCUUCUGUAUUCUCACUCUCACCCUGUUCCGGUGUCAUCUCUGCCUUUUAGAGCCCAGCUUACUUCUGAUCUUCCUUUCGUGCAAUGUUUGGGCCUCAGAGGCCGUAUUAUUGUGACUGGGUUUCUUUGUCUUGGUCUGUUUUUGUUCUGAGCACACCUCUGCUGUUCUCCCCUCUCCUGCUCCUUUGCCAGGACCUUGGGGAAUGUGAAAGACAAGAGAAAGGCACAAUGCAUGGCUGCCUCUUCGGCUCGUCCCGUACACCCCCCUGCCCUUCCCUCUGUUGUUGCCUGCCAGUGGCAUUGCCUUGGUGCUCUUGGGUCCCUGUAAGGCGUGGUGAAAAGCCCUCAGGAGAAGAGGGAAGGUGUGAGGUAUCUCGUUUUGCUUUUAUUUUGAAAAAUGGUUCUCCAUGUCUUUCAUCUGAAAAGCACCUUAAUGUGUGUCAAACAACCCCAGCCUGUUGGCCAGAGGGUGUGGAGCUGUGUUGAUGUCCUACUUCAGCAUCGGUGCACUGAGACCCAGGAUCCCCCAGCGGAUCAGUAUCAUAGUGGGACUGAACCCUGACUUUCUGUCAUGCCUUUCCUACAUGUAUCUUUGUCCUCGUAUACGUGUUUGACCUCUUUCUCAUUGAACAAGUCUUGCCAUGGGCUUCACCAGCUCUGGGGUGGCCAGGGAGGGCUGGUCUUUAAACAGAAGCACUUUACAAAAAGGAAUUGAAAUCUACCUUCUGGGUGCCUGAUACAGAGUAAAGACAGCUGUGUGCGCCCACAGGCUUAUUUCUACUCCCAAGUACUGCUGCUGGUGAUGGAAACAUCUGGCAAUUGCCUGUGCCUCACACAGCUUCCCCUUGCAGAAACGUCUCCUGUCCCUUAUCUCAUAAACACAGCAACUACCCUCCAGCCAGUCCGAGCUCCCAUGCACAGCUCUCCAGGACAUUCAGCAUAGACACAGCUUGCAUUAGCAUGAUAAUGUCAUAUAGCAUCUGUGGAUUUGUAAAAUGUAAACCUAAAAAGCAUUCACAGUUUAAUGCCGUUAGACCAUCUCCUGCAGCCCCUAGGCAGUGAGGGACAUGAGGUUUUGCUGUUCGUUGAGCUCAGGCCCUCGGGUUUCACCAAAGUCCAACUUCAAUGAGCAUUUGUUCUUGAUCAGAAACAGUGACCAGCCUGCCAUGUCCCAUGAGGGUACGUUCCAGCAGUUAACUGCCCUCUGGCCUAAAGAUGUGGGUGGGCAUACGUAGAAGUUGCCUGGCCUCAGCUUUAGCUAAAAGCUAGUUAUUUUCCUGCUUUUCUCCAUCGGAUUAAAGAACUAUGUAGCAUGCUGCACCUUCUGUGUAGGUACCUGCUCACUCUAUCUGUAUUACACUUCAAUUUCUUCUUGGGAGGUUAAGGAGAUUAAACCUUUGAACAUGGGACUGCAAAAUGUUUUCUUCAGUCCUAGAAGCAUCCCAGGGUCUCCUCUCUACACAUGUCCCUUCACAUCGGCGGGGCUCACACCUCCAUUUCACUGGGUACAGAAGGGAAAUCACCUGCUCCUGGCUCUUUCCUGCCUGGGCACUCGGCAGCCUGCAGCAUCUCACUGAUGUUGCUGCUCAGUUGUCUGCUGUCUGUGAGCCCUGAAUCCCUCUCUAAACCAGUGAGCUUCAGGAUAUAGUCAGGAUUGGGCUGGUUUCUGUGAAGUCCUGUGUUUCUUUUUCCUGUCUAGGCCAUGUCACAUGUGGCUGAACAAAAUCACUUAUCUGAAAAAAUCCAGCCUUUGAAGUGGUUCAGUCUGUACAACAUCCCGUCCUCGUUGUUAGUAGGACUGUGAUGGCAGUUUGCUGCUUUGUGCACAUCUCAUUUACACCAGCAUCGACUGGAGUCAGUGGGAUAGUCUGGUACAUAACCGGCAGAGAGGAGAUCCGUUGGACUGCUUGUUCUCCAUCGCAGAACCUGCAGGCCAGCCGCUUCCCCCCAAGGUAAGGGCGCAGCCUUGGCCGGGCUCUGCUUACCAGCAGGAUGCACGGGACCAUGAAGAGGAGGAGAUGCAGAGCCCUGGUUGGCCUCAUUAGAGAAAAAGUCAGAGCUGGAGCACCGUUCUUAGAAUAUAAGAGCAAGAUUAAAAUGCAUCUGUAAGUGUUCCUGGCACAAGGUGGCACAGUCGCUACACCGAUUCCAGGGCAUCUGGAAGGAUCCCGAGCUCUGCAGUGCUGCACCCCGCAGAGUCUCCAAUGUGCUUGCCUGGUGCCUGGGGUGAAGAAUGAGGAGCUACAGCAGGCUUCCAGAGGUGGCUGAGAGGAAGCUGACAGUUGAAGAGGAGGAAGCCAAGAGGAUUGCAGAGAUGGGCAAACCAAUCCUUGGUGAACAUCCCAAACUAGAAGUCAUCAUUGAGGAGUCCUAUGAGUUCAAGAGCACCGUGGACAAGCUGAUUAAGAAGACAAACCUGGCUUUGGUUGUAGGGACACAUUCCUGGAGGGACCAGUUUAUGGAGGCCAUUACCGUCAGUGCAGCGGGUGAUGAAGACGAGGAUGAGUCAGGUGAGGAGCGCCUGCCGUCCUGCUUCGACUACGUGAUGCACUUCCUGACCGUCUUCUGGAAGGUGCUGUUUGCCUGUGUGCCCCCCACCGAGUACUGCAACGGCUGGGCCUGCUUCGUCGUCUCCAUCCUCAUCAUCGGCAUGCUCACAGCCGUCAUCGGCGACCUCGCCUCCCACUUUGGCUGCACCAUCGGCCUCAAGGACUCGGUGACCGCCGUCGUGUUUGUAGCCUUCGGCACCUCCGUACCAGACACGUUUGCCAGCAAAGCCGCGGCCAUCCAGGACGUGUACGCCGACGCCUCCAUCAGCAAUGUCACAGGCAGCAACGCCGUCAACGUCUUCCUGGGCAUCGGGCUGGCGUGGUCAGUGGCGGCCAUCUACUGGGCAUCGCAGGGGCAGGAGUUCCAGGUGUCGGCCGGCACCCUGGCCUUCUCCGUCACCCUCUUCACCAUCUUCGCCUUCAUCUGCAUCAGUGUCCUCCUCUACCGCCGGCGGCCCCACCUCGGAGGGGAGCUGGGCGGCCCCCGGGGCUGCAAACUGGCCACGACGUUGCUCUUCGUCAGCCUGUGGCUGCUGUACAUCCUCUUCGCCACCCUGGAGGCCUAUUGCUAUAUCAAGGGGUUUUAGGCGGUGGGGGGACGGUGCCGCCAGGGGAGGGACCCCCUCCUCCGUUACCUCACGGGACACCGGCCCUCGAAGCACGGUUUCACCAGGAGGGACGGCUGUCAGUCCGCUGCCCGGACAGUCGGACAGCUGGGUGCUGGGAUGGGCAAAACCCUCACAGAACAAAAACAAAACAAAACAAAAAUCCACAAAAAAACACCGAAAAUGAUACAAAAGAAAAAAAAAAAGUGACAAUGGCAGGCGUUUAAAUAAAACAAAACAAAGUAAACCCAGCCACUGACCCCAGUCAAUGAGGUUAUGAAGUCUCAGCCAUCUCUAACGGCCUCCUCUCCUGCAGGUUCUUGUUCCCAGUCUCCUGAGCACCCCUCCACCGUAAGGAGACGCUUUCUUGUUUUUACUGUUUGGGAAUUGCAGAAGUCUGAUCAGGAAUUUUAUUUUUAUUUUUAUUUUAUUUUGCUUAUUGCUUCUUGGUUUGGGGGGGGCACAUAGCUUGAUAUAUACAUUUUUUUUUUUUUUACUACUUAAACAGAAAAAUGUUACAAGUUUAAAAUCUAAAGCUUCAAGCUGCCGUCAGUGCUGGAAUUGAACAUGUAUUUUUUGAAGCCACAGAAGACUAGCACCGUCAAAGAACUUUUUCACUCUCACCCAUUUCCUCCCUCACCUCCUUCCAUUUCUUUCUUUUUUUAAGAGCAUCACAAGACUGAUAUAUUUUUAAUACAAACACACACAUACACGUACACACACACACACACACAAGUUCCGUGAUGAAGGCUGGAGCAUGUAGCAUCUCAAUCACCUGCCUGGGCUAAAAAAACAAAGGAGGAAAAAAAAAACAAAAAACAACCCAACCCUCUAAUACAAUACGUAUCGUGUAUAUUUUGACUAUGGCAUUUCUCUUUGUACAAUUAACUUUGGGCUUGUUGUACUGCAGGGAGAUAAAAUUAUGUUCAUUUACAAAUGGUAAGGAAAUAAACAGCUGCACAGAACUAGCCUGCCGGGGGGCUGGGGAAGCUGGCACAGGCUCCCCGAUGAUGGUGCAGUGGUCCUCCUCCCGGAGGUGGGAGUGGAUCCCUGUGAUAACGUGCUUGCUCUGGCCUACCUGUGAGAGCAGGAAGCAGGGAAAGAGUGAGAGCAGAGAGCAGGGAAAUAAAGGCAGGAGGACGACAGGGAAGCCCAAAAAGAGUGCUGGUAUUGUCCCGCACAGCCGGCCUGAGCUGUGUCACGGCUGCUGUUUCACUCAGCUGCCAUCCCGAUGCUCACAGUGCCUGCGUCUCACGAGCAGCCGUCGGUCCGUGGAAAGGUACGGGCUUCAGACCUGCCGCCCGCCCCAGGAGUCCUGCAUCACCUCCAGCACAUCCUCGGAAAACCAGACAGGCAAAAGGGCACCCUUUUCAUUUGAAGUGCAUUUCUUUUUAAGGAACACAAACAAAAGCAAACAAACAAGUAUGUCAUGAAUUACAUCAAUGGCUGCAAAUUGAAAUGUUGGGUUGGUAAUAAAAUCAAAUAAAACCUAUACCUAUAUCUAUAUAAACAGUGCUAUCUACAAAUAUAUUUCUUAACUGAGAGUCCUGGAAGGGGAUGUUAAAGCCUUGCUCUUUUUAAAGUGUUUCCAAGAGGAAGAUAAUUUUUUUUUUUUUCUACCAAGAAACAGGUGCUGUAAAGGGAAGCAUUUUCCUCAUAAAUUUCACUAGCACAAGCCAAACCCAGGCAGUCAGCACGUAAAACAGGAGCUGGCAAAGGGUCCAUCCCAACCUCCUGGGGGGCUUUCUGCUGCCCCAAGGAGCAGAGAGAUGGUGUCUGUAGAUGAGGAAAAAUGCAAUGGGAACAGGGUUAUCAAGGACAAAGAACAGACAUAACAUUAUAGCAAGUGAAUAGAUGAGAGUGACAAUGGUCCUUAAAACACGGAAAAAAUAUUUAUUUUCAUACAAAAUGUUUAUCAAAUAUCUCUCUGUGUAAAGUGUAUAAAUGUAAGGCAGAGAAUAAGGAUCCUUCUUACAGGGACAGCAGGAGCUUUGCUUGCAGAAGCUCUGAGUAAAAGCCCUGGGGUUUGAAGCUGACGAACACCCAGCCUUCUGCCUCCCUGCCCUCCCUUUGCUGUGGCUUUUGGGGAAGGGCACGAAAAAAAAGGGCAAGAAAUCCCGAGGCCAGGUUCCAGCUGAGUUUGCCAAUCUUUCCGGCCUCUGGCUGUGCCAGCAGCCACCAAGAGCAGCUUCUGUCUAUGUCAGUCGCUGCUGCUGCUCACCCGGGCUGGGACCCCAGAGCACAGACGUGUGACAUGAAGGAAAAGUUUAAAGCCCCCAAAAUGAUCUCUGGGCUUGGGGGUGUGUGUUUAAGGUGCAGCUCUCAAGGAGAUUGUGUUAUCAUCGCUGUUUUUAAUUUGGACAUGUCAAGUCUGUUCAGUUCUUAUUUUAACCAUACCAGUUUGCCCAUUCCCGGCUAAAACCCGGGCACAGGGAGCUGCAAUGCUGUUAUUCUGUUGCUUGUGCUGUAUCGGUCGUGUGCUUUUCAUCUGCUGCUUUCUUAGGCUCACUUUGUGGGGGGGGCAGGGGGACGAGUGUCUGCAAUUGCCAAUUGCACAGUGACUUUGGUGCCCUCGAUGCACUGUGGAGAUCUGUG